Messenger RNA from Schistosoma bovis, 3489 nucleotides. NCBI's taxonomy places the organism in Eukaryota, Metazoa, Platyhelminthes, Trematoda, Strigeidida, Schistosomatidae. The record is from the annotation of a GenBank genome assembly.
AUGUACUGGCUUGUGCAGACUUUCGUAUUUGGCAAAAUUACCAGGAUGAACAUAGGCGUUCAAAUGGCUCAUCACACAAUUUUCAUCGUUGCAGUGCUGCUUUGUUGUGUCUGUUUGACAGUUUCAUCAAAUGGGAAAGUAUCCGUCAUUGAUCUACCUUACGUUUCCGGAGAAUGGUAUUGGAAACUGCGUUUCUUUUAUCCAGUCAGUGAAAGCGUGGAUGGAAAUGUUGAUGAACUACAGAACUAUACGUUUAUUCCGAAAACAACCUCAUCUUAUGUACAUACAAAUGAAACUAUAAAAUCAGAUAACCAACUAAUUAGUAUUAAUUUGGUUAUGUCCACAGAAGGUUCCAAACUACAGAAAUGUGUUUUGUUGUUAACAGUAGAGCAGGAUGAGGAAUACUUUGCAUGGACAAAUAUGACAUUAAUAUAUCAGUUCGCUGAGCCUUUAUCCACUUUAUCACAAUCUGAAUUACCUACUUCUGAAGCCAAAAUUUCCACUACGUCUGAUCAAAAAUUUUUAACUCGUACUGAUGAAGUGUAUGUGUGUGAUACAGAAAUACCAAUUAAAUUUGGUCACAAUGUUGAGAUUGUCUUUAAUUCAAUGACAUUUCAAGCAUUCAAAGCUGAAGAAACAAUUAGACCAGAUCGCUUACGAGAAGUUUGUCCACGUGACUUCAAGAGUAAUAUACCAAUUACAGCGUUGACUGGAGUUUCAUUGCUUGUUGUGGUAGUACUUAUUGUUUCAGUAUUUGGAAUAAAUGCUUAUUUAGCUCAUCUUAAAUCAACACUUCAGUAUCAACAAGAGUUGAAGAAUAAUCAACAAAAUACUGCAAAAGACUCAGACUCUUUUAAUUCAGUUAAUGUAACUGAGUGUAUUGAAUUGAAGGAUGCUAAUUUGAACAUCAAUAAUCAACAAAGUGGAACAAUGAAUUCAAGUUCAAGAAAUUCACGUUUACCACCAUUAAAUAGAAUUACCGUUAUCUCUCAAGAUGACUUUCAUCAGUUAUGUGCUCUUCUGGAGUUUCGCGGUUAUUUUCUUAUUACAUAUACAAACAAUCGUUCGAAAGAGACAACCUGUUAUCGAAUUCCUAUCGAUUUGACAGAGAAAUAUUCUUCGAAAGAUGAGAUUUCUUACAUUCUGGAUAAAUCUUUUUUGAUGAAUCAUAACAACACAACAAACAGCAAUAUAUCGGAUAAUAACAGUAAUAACAAGUCAAAAAUACCAUUUGUUGAGCCAGAUAAUAUGAUCAUAGUAACAACGAAUUCAUCAUGCUGUGACAAUUUUCUUCGAUGUUUCUCUCUUCCACUGAAUUCUAGUGGAAAUGAGAACAGUUUGAUAAGAGAUUGGACAAUUGAUUUUUACUGGAACCGUACACCAGAAAUGUACGAGUUUGGUGAAGAGGGUUGGAGUAGUGUUGGUUCACCUGUUGGCGCAUUAUCAGGUGUUUAUGAUCUGGUUGAUGUGAAACUAAAGUAUCGUAUUGAUAGAAAUUCUGGAUUUGACUUUCUAAUAAGUGGAAAUGAUACUGAGGAAUUUAUUGUACAUAGUUUAGCUGAAAAGCGUUUACAAGCUAGAGUUGGUGAUUAUUAUGAAUGUGUUUCAGAGACUCAAUUUGUUUUUGAUACAGAAAAUAGUACAGUAGUUAAUUCGAAUGAUAAUUACAUUAAAUCACAUAACGACAAAUGGAAUAUUAUAAUGAGUUUACAAAGUGUACGCUCUCAAGCAUUUGCUGACGUCAAUGUACCAGAAUUUACUGGAGCAAGUAAGUACGCUUUCUUAGUCACAUCCUGUAUAUGUAAAUAUAACUGACAAUACCUCCUACUGUCAGCAUGAAUUACAUUCAAAAUAGCAUGAUUUCAUUCCAUUAAUACAGUUUAGCAGCAAAGCGUUGUACGAUUUAUCACACGUCAAUAUUGAGAUUAUAUAUAUUUCAAAAACAGAUGCAAACAACAAAGAAACAUUUCAAUAAACCAUAUAUAUAUUGGUGCUGUUCAAAGAAGAACUAUAAACACCCAUAAAAUGCGAAUAUCAUGAAUCCGCAAUCGUCAAAUGAUUCAUCAAAACAAAGAAGGAGGGAACCGAAAUGAAUAUUAUCAUAUGCUAUGAACCCACCAUUGAUAGCAGUGACGAGGAUAAACAUCAGUUUUACGAGAGGCUGCAGUCGAUCACAGAGAAGUGCCCAGAAGAGAACCUGACCAUCCUCAUAGGAUACCUAAAUAUGAAAGUCGAAAUGUACAACAAGAUAUAAUGAGACGAAAUGAUGGACUAACUGAGAGAAAGGAACGAGAAUUGCGAGAGAUUCGCAAAUUUAUGUACAUUCAGCAAAAUGGUUGUAGGUGGAACUAUAUUCCCACAUAAACACAUACACAAGGCUACAUAGGUCUCAUUCGACCACAUCACAGAGAACCAGAUUGAUCAUAUUUGUAUUACUAGUAAAUUCAGAAGGUCAAUGGAAGGCGGGAGGACCGAGAGAGGAACUGACAUAACUUCAGAUCACAACCUAGUGGUUUCAAAGAUGAAACUGGAGCUUAAGAAGCACUGAACAACUGAACAAACAGCAUUACAAAGUUUCAAUACAGCCUUUCUACGAGAUACUGACAAACUUUACGAAUUCAAGUUAGCUCUCAGUGACAGGUUCCAAGCCUUACAAGAUCUACUGAAAGAAGAAGAAACUCUUAUGGAGGACAACAGGAAAGGGAUCAAAGAAGCACUAACUUCAACGUGUCAGGAGGUGCUGUGGCGCGAGAAGUAUCAUCAUAAGCCAUGGAUCUCUAUUGAAAACCUAAACAAGAUUCAAGAAAGGAAGAAGAAGACAGCAAUUAACAACAGCUGAACAUGAAAGAGAAAUUAAAGGAACACGCUGAAUACAAACAAGUAAACAUGACAAUGAAGAGGAGUAUCCGAGCCGACAAGCAGAAAUACAUGAGAGACCUAACACCGACGGCGGAGAAGGUUGCCAGAGAAGGAAAUAUGAGACGACUAUAUGGUGCAACGAAAUAACUGGCAGAGAAAUCUUGUAAACUAGAGAGACCGGUCAAGGAAAAAGAAGGCAAGCCAACCACUAAGAGACAUCACACUACUAUCUAUACUGGGGGACGUUUUAAGCAAAGUGUUGUUGAACCGGAUGAAGGAUUUAGUAGACGCUCAAUUUCGGUAUCAACAGGCUGUAUUUCAUGAGUAUCGGUCGUGCAUAGAUCAAAUCACGACAUCACUAAUCAUUGUUGAGUGGAAUUCGUCACGACACGUCAACUUUCUUGACAUUGAGAAAGCGUUUGACAUUGUGGAUAGGAGAACCUUGUGGAACCUCCUUCGACAAUAUGGUGUACCUGAGAAGAUCGUCAACAUUAUUCGCAAUUCAUACAACUGACUUUACUACAAAAUGGUGUGUGUAGUAGUACAGUUGACAGACGCAUUCCGAAUGAGGACCUGAGUCAGACAUAGCUGUCUACUUUCCCCCUCUCUCUUUCUUCUGGUGGUUGACUG